Molecule: messenger RNA, 4149 nt
Organism: Mauremys mutica (yellowpond turtle)
Lineage: Eukaryota; Metazoa; Chordata; Testudines; Geoemydidae
Gene: ZNF346
Product: zinc finger protein 346
Exons: 8
Coding region: 7-888 (293 amino acids)
Molecular function (GO): zinc ion binding; double-stranded RNA binding
Source: RefSeq, a predicted model, not a curated record
ACUCUGAUGCCUAAUGACACUCAAUGUCAACAGUUAACUUCUUCACUGCUGAUCAAAGCAGAUUUAAAAAAGGGGGACAGUCAUAUAAAGCCUUUCCCGCUGGUUGAUCGUAUGAUCAGAGAGAACAGCCACAUUUUCACAGACGCUCAGUGUAAAGUGUGCAGUGCAGUGCUCAUCUCAGAGUCCCAGAAGCUAGCUCAUUACCAGAGCAAAAAACAUGCAAACAAAGUGCGGCGGUACAUGUCGAUUCACGGCGAGGAGGAGCUCCGUCAGGGGAAGAAGAUAAAGCUGGAAACCAAGCAGGAGAGCAGCAAUGGAGAAGACAGGAACAAAUGCUGCCCCAUCUGUAACAUGACCUUUUCCUCUCCCGUUGUGGCCAUGUCUCACUACUUAGGCAAGACUCAUGCCAAGAACCUGAAGCUGAAGCAGCAGUCCCCCAGAGUGGAAGGAACGAUGCCUCCACAGAAAUGCCCGGCUAACUUUCCUCCCUCUGCUGUAUCUUCCAACGAGGAGAACCAGAGCACUUCUGACCCAGACAAGUUCUGCAGCCUCUGCCAUGCCACUUUCAACAAUCCGCUCAUGGCAAAACAGCAUUAUGUAGGCAAGAAACACAGAAAGCAAGAGACCAAACUCAAGCUGAUGGCACACUAUGGUCGUACUCCUGACGCGCCUGCAUCCUCCUCCAUGGCUGGGAAGGGGUACCCCUGCAACACAUGUAAUAUAGUACUGAAUUCCAUAGAGCAGUACCAAGCUCACAUCAGCGGCUUCAAACACAAGAAUCAGAUGCCAGGAGCAGUGCCCAGCGUAGGACGGUUCCCAAGGCAGCAGUAUGUUCGGGAAGAGUCAACUGCCCCCGGGGGCUACAGUUACUUCAGCCAGGACUUCUAGAGCAAUCUGCAGCCCUGUUCUUGGAGCUGUCAGGGGCCCAGGAACGAGCACUCUUUGCCAGCCCACAGUGGCUUCAUUAUCCCUCUGGAUAAGCAAAGCCAUUCCCUCCCGGGUGUGCCUGUCGAUCAGCCCCAAGGCUGGACGUCUCUUUGACGAAGGAUCCAGCAGAAGCAGACGUUGGACAGCAGGACCUUGCUCCCCAAGAGCGGUUCUCAUUGUGCAGUCUCUUCCUGUGUGGCUGGUGGGGCGAGGAUGUGUCUGGUACAGGCAGGGUGCAGCAGCUGCAAAUAGCCUGUCUCAGGGACACCUCCUCCCUCACCUAGAACAAUCAGCACGGAAUUCCUGCAGCUGAUGAGCCAACCUCCUGUGCCAGGGGGUAUCUGUCACCGAAGGAAGGCUCCUGGCUCUCGCAAGGCAAUGGCUAGGAGGUGGGGGUGGAUUGGACGCUUCGCUACACCGACAGAUUAGCCUUGCCCAGGCUUAGACUGGGAAAUCCUAGAGCUGGUUUCUUCCUGCCCCCUCCCCCAGUUGUGUUUGUGCACAAAGUUUCUUGGUCCAGUGGCUGCCAUUAGGGCUUGUCUGUAGCUCUGCAGAUGUUGGUUCUGGAGUGUCCGAUUUAGUGGUUUCUUUACAUAGUUACUGUGUAUGGCAUACAAAACCUGCUGCUAAAACAGGGAGCUGACGGGCCCUCACAGAAGCAGAGAGUACAAGCUGAUGGGUCUCCAGAGAACUCUCAGGACCCCAUUGGCCUCCACUCCUGGCGCUUUUCACUUGAAAGGAAGGAAACUUUCAAACCCUCCUUGCAAAGGUUUCUUUUAUGUCAAACAUUCAUGUCAAUCUGGUAGAGGAAAUGGAUGAAUCAGGUGAUCUUCAUUCAAAACCUAAAGAUGGUAGCAAAUCUUGAUGUGCUGCUAGCAAGGCUGAACUCCUGGGAGAAUGCUCCCAGACUCGGUAGAGGAGACCCCUGAAGGAAGGGCUAAGGUGGCUUUGAAUCUCAGAUCACAUUUGUGUGGUAUUUUUUUCCUUCAGCUGAGGUAUUUUCCUUUUAGUCUCUGCUAAGCUUCUGCACAGAGCUGCACACUCCCAGCUGGGCUGUCCACGCGUUCUGUCCGACACCCCUUCCCUAUACCAGGCCUUGGCAAGCCCCCGUCUGGCUGUCUUCCCUCAUCUCAUCUCUCAUGAGGCUUGUCUUGGCUCUGGGGCUUCCCACAUCUUGUGCAGGUCUGUGGUGCUGCUGACGUCCAGCUCUCUACAGGAGGGAGACAUGCCCACCCUCGGCGACGCAUUUGGACAGUGACUUCCUGGGGCCGAUCGGCGGGAGUGUUACAGCUGUGGAUGCUGUGUGUGUGCCAAGGCUGGGGAGGGCGUUACUGCUUUGUGGAGUUUGGGAUUACAAAUCCAGGCCAUGACUUUCUCCCUGAGCCCUGUGUGAAGCAGCUCACGUUGGCGUACGGCUGGGAGCAGGCCUGGGCUCCACGGCGUAUCCAAGGUGACAAGCACCGGGGAAGUGAACACACAAAGCAAGGGGACCAGCUGGAUGCUAAUCUCUGAGCUAGCACCCUCCCCGCCCCCAGUCCAGGCUGCAGCUCUCCAUUCUCACACUAGAACAGGCGGCUGCUGCUCUGCCUAGUGCUUUCCAGUCCUGCCAUGCUGCGGUGCCUGUAGGCUGGCUUAGUGUCCUGCUGAAGAGCCCGUCCAAACGUCAGCCUGCCUAAUGAGCAGUAAACUCUAACAAACCGAGGGAAACACUCGUGCAUUGUGCACACCCCCAUCCUGUGCUGCUUUCUAGCUAGCUCUAGUCUCAUUGUGCCAGUCUCGAGUUCCUGGUGGCAGGCAGGCAGGCUCUGUGCGUUAACACCAGGAGCCGUGUGAGCUCUGCUCCCACCCAGUCUGGGGUACAACUCACUUUGUGCGUGUACUGUCAGUGCUGCCGCGUCUAUACCCAGUGUCUAUGGAGCCGCUGUUUCCCCAGGAUGAGCUCUGAAUAGAGUGUUACUGUUUGUGUGUAGUGUGUGUGUAUUUGCUGUUGCAGUUCAUGUUCAUACUCGUGGCGGAAAAGCAGGCUGGGGUCAGCCUGCCAUCUUGGGUUACUGCAGCCCAGGGCAUAUUGGGCUGGAACCCAUCAGUGAUGGGUUUUCUUACACUCUGCUGUGGGUGGGGACUGUAGCUGGUUGCCAGUCAGGGCAACCACUGGGUGAGUUAAGGGAGAGUCCAACUCUGGAAGCUGCUUCCCCUUUCACUGUUGCAAAAGUUGUGCCAAACAUGUUUCCCAGCUGGGUUGGCCAGGGCAGUUGUGAGAGACUAUGUCCUAGUCUUCACAGGCUUGAGGUGGCGUGUGGUGGGACAGACUGCACAGCUGUGCUGGUGUUCAGCAUGUGUACGACCCACUCAUAGUGGGACAAUGGUUUCAUGCAUCAAGAGACCAGACUUAGCCUAGUCCAGUGUCUCCUCAUUCCUGCCCAGGUGUGUCCAGGACUCUGCACCGUAUGCCCAGGCGUAGAGCUUGCCAGCUGCCCCAUGUGGUGACAGCAUUCCUCUGCGAGGUGCUGCUAUGCUGAGAGAUGCACUCAGCGUCCGCCGGGCAGUGUGAGGCAGCUAGUUUAUCCAUGACGGAUGGGUCAGGCAGGUAUCUUGAGGUACCGGACUCUGGCUGUGUAAAGCCUUCCUUGAAUUGGCCUUGAUUCUUCAGGGCUUGGCACUGUGCUGAGGCCUUGUCGUGUGUGCAAGGUGACAGCACGGCACAUAAUGGACAUUUGCAGUAUGAGAGAACAGAGGGGGAAUGUGGCUUCCUUGCUUUGCUCAGAGUGUAGAAUCUGGAUUAUCCUGCCCUGAUCUGCAUUUUAUUUGUGGUAGCUAAGAGGCUGUGUCUUGAUAAGAGUGUUUCACAGCUUGAAGGACAGGCAAAUACCAGUACUGGGAUACCUUGAUCCUCACACUGGCUCAGCUGGGGGGAGGGACGGGCUGACUUCCCUGCUUUUCCAUUUGCUUCAUACCCACCCACCACUGCCUUGAGUAUCCCGAGGGAAAAUGUGCGGCUUCCCCAGGCUCAGUAUCCUGAGAACUUGCUUCCCCAGGGGAUGGUUAUGGCUGGCAGCUGCCUCGAGCCAGGCUCCAGUAGGGCCUCCUCCCAGCCCAGUGCAGAGCUGGGAAGGUGUCACUUAACCUGUGUGUUUCCCUGGCUGCCUCCCUGGGGGGGGGGGGUUGGGCAUAGGAGCAUUUUUACAGCACUCUGGGCACUUUGCUUCUCCUGGGGCAGGUACG